AUGGACAUUUUACCUGAAGGCAGAAUAACCGACAAAAUUGAUAUAGAAGAAUUAUCAUUGGAAUUUGAAGAUGUUAUCUCCCAAGAUCAUUGUUACGCUCGAUCAACGAGAUGUAUGGAGCAAGAACACUACAGAGACUACGCAGAAAAUAUGUUUCAUGCACCAUUAUUUCCUUUUAUAGAACUAUUUAAAAAAAGCAGCAAAGAAUACAAUUCUGAAGUAACUGUUGACACUACCCUUUCUUUUAAUGAAACUACAGUAGAAAAUACGAGUCAAGUGCAAAAAGUGAACAGAAGAAGGAACUGUGAUUUGUGCAUGUGCGUAGUCAUGGCUUCGCCCUCCACUUCAACGCGUAAAGCAGACAAUAUUUUUUUAAUUGGAAUAAGAGAAUUAGAACCCAUAUCUCAGUUGAACCAACUACCUUCUGUAAGGCAAGUUCUUCUCAGAUUUCAUUUUUUCCUAAACGAGAAAAAAUCCAUAAGGAAUGCUAGCCACUUAACCUUGGAAGAAGUGAUGUCAGUAUGGCAAAAGGCUGCGAUUCCUACCAGAUUAAAAAAACAUUGUAUUGAAAAAGUUGAGAAAAUACACAAUGAAUGGCUUAUGCUAAAGAAAAAUAAAGGAAGAAACUCCGAUGCCCAGAACAAAAGACAAAAUCUGUUUGUAGAGCAGCUCGAUCAGCUUUUUGAUAUUGCUCACAGUGAAGCCCUGGUUAUGUGUAAAGUAGAUGAGGACAGACAGUUUCUAAUAGAUCAAAGAACUGACAGAAAAAUGAUCAUAACAUCAGAAGACAAGGAAUAUAAAAAAAAACAGGAGAGAAUCCUUGAAAGAAAGUUAAAAGAACAAAAAAGACUUCAAAAAGCUCAAGAGGGAACCGCUUCGCCUCUGGUGACUCCGACUGCUUCCUGCCAAAGUUCAGAGGAUGAUUCAUCAGAUGAGUGUACUCCAGUAAAACACAGCUCAUCAGAAGAAGAGCUGUAUAAACCAUCAUCAUCAUCUUCGGCAUCCCAAAGAAACAAAAGAGAUUCACACACAGACUUGUCAUCUCCACCAAUCGCAAAGAGAAGUUUGUUUUCCACACAUGUUGUUAGUGCAUUGGAUCGCAACAAAGUUUCUGAUAGGGAAGCUUUAAGAUUAAUGGCUCCUAUCGCAGCAGCUCUCGGUCAUGAUCCCAAAUCUACCUCUUUUGAUAAUCCCGUCAUUGUACACUGGGAUGGAAAAAUUCUUCCUGAUAUUUUGGGAAGUGACAAGGUAGACCGUUUGCCUGUCAUAGUAUCUUGUCCUGCUGACAAUACAGAUAAAUUGCUUGGUGUACCAAAAUUAGUUGGUGGUACUGGUGAAAAUUCAGCUAAUGCUGUUUACAAAAAGCUUACUGAAUGGGGUUUGGGUAAAAAGGUAGUGGGUAUGUGUUUUGACACAACAUCUGUAAACACAGGGUUGAAAAAUGGAGCUUGUGUUCUGAUUGAACACCUAGUUGAAGGAGAAUUGUUAUGGCUAGCAUGCAGACACCAUGUUUUAGAGAUUGUACUCAGUAAAGUAUUUACUUUCUGUUUUGGUCCCUCCAGUUCACCUGAUAUACCUAUAUUCAAAAGAUUCAAAGCAGCAUGGCAAUAUAUCAGACAAGAUAGUUAUCAGUCUUUGGGAAACAUUCCUGGCAGUGAAGAUUUUAAACAAUCUGCAGUUGAUGUUCUCCAAGUUGCCUUAAAAGGCAAAAGUCAGCCUCGGGAUGACUAUAUGGAGUUGAUUGAGCUGGCUUUAAUUGCUUUAGGCCACACUCCAGCCAAAAUUCAUUGGAGAGCUCCUGGUGCGGUACACCACGCCCGUUGGAUGGCUAAGUUGUUAUAUGGCAUCAAAAUCUAUUUGUUUCGUGAUGACAGUGGUUUCGUGACAACGCAAAGGGAGAAAGCUCAGCUUGAACGCUUUGUGAAAUUUGGAGUUCUUGUCUACGUCAAGUACUGGGUAGAAGCUCCUUUAGCUUCAAAUGCUCCAUGGUCAGAUCUCUCACUGUGGAAUGAUAUGACAAAGUACCAUGAUAUUGAUCCUGAAGUAACUGAAAUUGUCAAAAAGGCUUUCAAAUCUCAUCUUUGGUAUCUUUCGGAUGAGUUGGUUGGUUUGAGUCUGUUCUCAAAAAAAGUAUCUGUUGAUGAUAAGGUGGAAAUCGUUGAAAAAAUGAAAUGUGAGCCUGCUGAACGGAAAGUGAGAGGCAAUUCAGCACUCCUAACUGAGAAAGCGCGUUUGGCUGAUUUUGCUUCAAAAAGAUCACUGCAGUUACUUGAGAAAUUGGAAAUCAAUACCAAUUUUUUCACCAAAACCCCAGAUGAAUGGACCGAUGACCAAGAGUAUAUCAAAGGUCAAAUCAUCAUCAGAAAUCUGAAAGUUGUUAAUGACUUGGCUGAAAGAGGAGUAAAGCUGUUUGAAGAGUUUAACAAGCUGUUAACAAAUGAUGAAGAUGAAAAGCAGGUGCUUCUCCAGGUCAUAGAAGCUAACAGAAAGAUGGUGCCUACAAAGACUACAAAACAAGCGAUCGUCGAUAGUUUGAAAAUAUCAACAAAGAUUGAUCGCCCACAGCAAAUUCUUUUCAUGAAUAUCAUUGCAUUGUUUUAUUGUACCUUUAUACUGUAA
Messenger RNA from Diabrotica balteata, 2619 nucleotides. Lineage: Eukaryota; Metazoa; Arthropoda; Insecta; Coleoptera; Chrysomelidae. The record is from the annotation of a GenBank genome assembly.